UCGGCCGCUGGAGGAGAGUGGACCCCCCCCACCCACUUUGAGGCUUUUUUCCCCGGCGCCUCCCUGCCGCCCCCCGGUCCCGGCGCGGGGCUCGGGGAUGCCCGCCAGCAUGUUCAGCAUCGACAACAUCCUGGCCGCCCGGCCGCGCUGCAAAGACUCGGUGCUGCCAGUGGCGCCCAGCGCCGCGGCUCCCGUCGUCUUCCCGGCCCUGCACGGGGACUCGCUCUACGGCGCCGGCGGCGGCGCCUCCUCGGACUAUGGCGCCUUCUAUCCGCGCCCGGUGGCCCCCGGCGGCGCAGGCCUCCCGGCCGCGGUCGGCGGCUCCCGCCUCGGCUACAACAACUACUUCUACGGGCAGCUGCACGUGCAGGCGGCGCCCGUGGGCCCGGCCUGCUGCGGGGCCGUGCCGCCGCUGGGUGCCCAGCAGUGCUCCUGCGUCCCGACGCCCCCAGGCUACGAGGGCCCCGGCUCGGUGCUGGUGUCCCCAGUGCCGCACCAGAUGCUGCCCUACAUGAACGUGGGCACCCUGUCGCGCACCGAGCUGCAACUCCUCAACCAGCUGCACUGCCGGCGGAAGCGGCGGCACCGCACCAUCUUCACGGACGAGCAGCUCGAAGCGCUGGAGAACCUCUUCCAGGAAACCAAGUACCCAGACGUGGGUACCCGCGAGCAGCUGGCCCGGAAGGUGCACCUCCGCGAGGAGAAAGUGGAGGUCUGGUUUAAAAAUCGCCGUGCCAAAUGGAGGCGGCAGAAGCGGUCCUCGUCGGAGGAGUCGGAAAACGCCGAGAAGUGGAACAAGACGUCGUCAAAGGCGUCGCCCGAGAAGAGGGAAGAGGAAGGUAAAAGCGAUUUGGACUCGGACAGCUGACGGCCGCGGGCCGGCUGUGGCUCUUGACUAACUCGAAGGACUUGCACAGACAGACGAUGCUACUUUCUUGCACACGCGCUGCCUUGCGGGAGGGGGCCGAGAAAGAGGAACGAGGAGCUGUAAAUAGUGUACAGAGCCCGGAGGGUUGGCGCCUGGGGUCGGGGGUGCGCAGGGGCUCGAGCCCCGAAGUCCAAGGCCGCCAGCGCCUCGCUGCCCACCGUAGUAUUUAUAGUUAAGUUAACGGUGACGAUACAAUAAAGUGAUGGCGAUGUAGUCGGGCCACAUUCUGUAUUUCAUGCCCACCGCCCCCCACCCCCAUCUGAGGCCCAGAAAAGAAAUCUACGUAGUUUGUAGCUUCAAAAGAAAAAAUUGGGCAGCUCUGACCUGUCCGGGGG
This is a messenger RNA of Leopardus geoffroyi (Geoffroy's cat), 1263 nucleotides long. It is a transcript of the gene GSC, whose product is annotated as goosecoid homeobox. NCBI's taxonomy places the organism in Eukaryota, Metazoa, Chordata, Mammalia, Carnivora, Felidae. Gene Ontology annotation, molecular function: RNA polymerase II cis-regulatory region sequence-specific DNA binding; DNA-binding transcription factor activity, RNA polymerase II-specific. The transcript has 3 exons. Gene Ontology annotation, cellular component: nucleus. The record is from RefSeq and is a predicted model, not a curated record. Bases 98 to 868 code for a protein of 256 amino acids. Gene Ontology annotation, biological process: regulation of transcription by RNA polymerase II.